This is a messenger RNA of Vigna unguiculata (cowpea), 800 nucleotides long. RefSeq names its product calmodulin-7. Gene Ontology annotation, molecular function: calcium ion binding. The record is from RefSeq and is a predicted model, not a curated record. Lineage: Eukaryota; Viridiplantae; Streptophyta; Magnoliopsida; Fabales; Fabaceae. Gene Ontology annotation, cellular component: myosin II complex.
UUUACGGUAAAGAAAAAAGAUAAAACGAGAGGUUUUGUCGGAAUAAGAUUCAAACGCUGUUUUCUGCAGUUUCUUCGUUUCUCUUCUCUCUCUUCAGAAAAAAAAGCAGAAAAAAAAAUCCAUUCAAAGAAAGAAAGAGCAAUUCAUUCCAAUCACAAUGGCAGAUCAACUCACCGAUGAUCAGAUCUCCGAGUUCAAGGAAGCCUUCAGCUUGUUCGAUAAGGAUGGCGAUGGUUGCAUCACAACAAAGGAGCUUGGAACUGUCAUGCGUUCUUUGGGUCAGAAUCCCACUGAGGCAGAGCUCCAAGACAUGAUCAACGAAGUAGAUGCUGAUGGCAAUGGCACCAUUGACUUCCCUGAGUUCUUGAACCUCAUGGCCAGAAAGAUGAAGGACACUGACUCUGAAGAGGAACUGAAAGAGGCGUUCCGAGUGUUCGACAAGGACCAGAAUGGGUUCAUUUCUGCUGCUGAGCUCCGUCACGUGAUGACCAACCUUGGGGAGAAGCUCACUGACGAAGAGGUUGAUGAGAUGAUUCGAGAGGCUGACGUUGACGGUGAUGGCCAAAUAAAUUAUGAGGAGUUUGUUAAGGUCAUGAUGGCCAAGUGAUGGUACACCAUCUCCACUAAAUUCUGAAUUCAAUUGAUGAAAAUUUCUGAAUUAUGACUGUGCUAUAUAGAACAUCUAGUCCUUGUCUACUGUCAUUUCUGUCUUCUUUCUAAAUUUUUAUAUGAUGCUUUUUGAAUUCAAUCUUAACGACAUUUAGUGGAAAUCACUGCUGCUAAUGGUCAUUAUGUUGCAA